AUGUCCAACGAAUACCAGACACCCGGAGUCAUCAAGACAUAUGACAUUGGAACAGACCAUGUGCAUACCCAGCGAGUGCUCGAGAUUCAACACAACACAGUCCCGAUUCUAUGGGCCGGGACGAGCUUUGGUGUAAUCAACAUCACUUCCGACGGARAUGGUCUCCAGACACUCGCUGCAGUCAUGCCCAAAUCUUUUUAUAGCGUCCGAGUCAUGUUGGGUCCGAAUCCCCAUGCACUUCCAAAAGAUGCUUGGGCAGAUGUGCUUCCCGAGGGAAGGAGGAGUAGCCAGCACGCUUUCAUGUUUGAUGAUAGACUGUUUUGGUGGCGAAGAAUGCACGAUAAAUCAAACGGUGCCAGCUUGAUGGGAGGCCAUGAUUUCAAGCUUGUAGAUGGUGAUGACAGAGCUAUAGCUGUGUAUAUCGAUGAUCGGCGUACGUUUCACGUUGAAAAGAUUGGACGAAUCGACUACUUUGUAGAGCUUGGUCGAUAUUUGGAGCUUUUCAGCCUUGCCGCCAUCCUUGGUAUCCAGCAUGGGAUAAGGAGACUAGCUUGA
Messenger RNA from Ramularia collo-cygni, 555 nucleotides. RefSeq lists its product as uncharacterized. Bases 1 to 555 code for a protein of 184 amino acids. The record is from RefSeq and is a predicted model, not a curated record. The transcript is spliced from 2 exons. Lineage: Eukaryota; Fungi; Ascomycota; Dothideomycetes; Mycosphaerellales; Mycosphaerellaceae.